UGCCGAAGUGGGAAUUGCCGAGCCAUCUCCCGUCGCUUUCCCACUGCCUGCGCCCGCUUAUCGUGCACUGGGCAAUCAUAGCCGACGCUGAAACAAAUCAGCCAGGGGCCAUGCUGCCAUUACCGCCACUCUCGCCGGUCGCCAUCACCUCAUUCUCCAUCCAUCUAUCUUCGUCCCCAUUCCAUAUUUUCUGCGACCUGCUGCUGCAUCCUUUCCGAUCCUUCUCUGGUGCAUCCUGCCUAUAGAGUAGUGACCUGAGAUGCUACCGCCAUAGCUAGCUCUGAGGUCUGAGCUACCUCUCAUAGUCCAUCACCGGCUGCAUGCCUUUCCAGUAAAGCAUGAGGGCUCCCAUGGCCGUAAGGCGCGUGACCAUUCUCCUCCUCCUCCUCCACCUCAUGCCCUUCCACGCCGUGGCCGCUGCGGCGGGCGAGCGGCGGGCUGGGACGAUCGCCCGGAAGCAGCAGCGUCGGCGGCAAGUGCUGCUGCAGGAGAAGGCCACGCUCCUAGCGUUGAAACGCUCGCUCACCUUGCUGUCGCCGUCGGCUCUGGCUGACUGGAACGAGUCCAACGGCGAUGUCUGCGGCCUCGCCGGCGUCGCCUGCGACCGGAGGCGGCAGCACGUCAUCGGCCUGUCACUAGGCGGCAUGAACAUCUCUGGCCCGGUGCCGCCGGUCAUCGGUAACCUCACACGCCUCAAGAUCCUUGACAUGUCCAGAAAUUUUCUCACAGGGCAGAUACCCGCCGAGCUCUCCAACCUCCGCAGCAUCCAGGUCCUCGACCUCGGCCACAACCAGCUCAGCGGCGGCAUCCCGCCGUCCCUCUCUCAGCUGGCGAGCAUGUACUACCUCAGGCUCAAGGAUAACCACCUCUCAGGUCCUAUCCCGGCCAUUCUCUUCAAGAACUGUACCAGUCUAGGUCUGGUCGACUUCGGCAACAACGACCUCUCCGGGGAGGUCCCCCACGACGCCUCGGAGAACAUUCAAGUCCUCAACCUCUACUCCAACAGGCUAACCGGAAGACUCCCACGGUGGCUUGCCAACUGCACAUAUCUGUACCUGCUGGAUGUGGAGGACAACUCGCUCGCCGACGAGCUCCCCGCCGACAUCAUAGCGGGCAAGCAGAAUCUCAAGUACCUGCAUUUGUCCAACAACCACCGGUUCUCGAGCCACGACGGCAACACCAACCUGGAGCCCUUCUUCGCCGCAGUAUCAAACUGCUCCCAGAUACUGGAGAUAGAGGCCGGUGCUGUGCGGAUGGGCGGGUGGCUGCCAAGCCGGCUUGGCUCGUUGCUCCCACCAAACAUGUCUCACCUCAACCUGGAGCUCAACGCGAUCAGGGGCCCGAUCCCUGCUGACAUCGGCGAUGUGAUAAACAUCACCCUGAUGAACCUCUCAAGCAACCAGCUGAAUGGGACAGUCCCGGCAUCCAUCUGCGCGUUGCCGAAGCUUGAGCGGCUCUCCCUGUCCAACAACGACCUGACGGGCAUGAUCCCGGCAUGCAUAGGCAACGCAACAAGCCUCGGCGAGCUGGAUCUGUCAGGCAAUGCACUGUCAGGGAGCAUCCCGAGCGGCAUCGGGACCGGGCUUGUCAACCUCUACCUGCAGAACAACCAACUGUCCGGGGAGAUACCGGCAAACCGCCUUGCCGAAUGCAUCCGCUUGCUGCACCUUGACCUCUCAAACAACAGCUUGACUGGAGAGGUACCAGACAUGGUCUCUGGCACCGACAUUAUAUCUCUGAACCUGUCGCACAACCAGAUCAGAGGUGAGUUGCCGCGGGGGCUCAGCGACAUGCAACAGGUGCAAGUGAUUGACCUGUCCUGGAACAACUUCACUGGCACGAUCUCCCCACAGCUCUGGCUCUGCAGCGAGCUGGAGGACCUCGACCUGUCGCACAACUUGCUCACCGGCGUCUUGCCGUCGUCCUUCGACCUCCUCAAGGACCUAAAAAACCUGGACGUCUCCGACAACUCCCUGACCGGAGAGAUCCCUGCAAACCUGACGAAAUGCACCAGCCUGAAGCAUUUCAACCUGUCGUACAACGACUUCGUCGGCCAUGUGCCCACCACCGGCGUCUUUGCAGACUUCACCUUCCUGUCCUACAUUGGCAACCCACGGCUCUGCGGCUCAGUGGUGAGGCGCAACUGCCAAAGGCACCGCCCAUGGUACCAGUCCCGCAAGUAUUUGGUAGUGAUGUGCAUCUGCGCCGCCGUGGUGGCAUUCGUGCUGACAAUCCUCUGCGCGGUCGGUGCCUGGAAGAUCCGGGAUUGGCUAGCUGCAGUGCGGGAGGACAUGUUCAGGGGGCGACGCAGCGGAGGCUCGUCACCGGUGAUGAAGUACAAGUUCCCGCGGAUCACACACCAGGAGCUGGUUGAGGCCACGGAGGAGUUCAGUGCAGACCGGCUUGUCGGAACGGGCAGCUACGGCCGCGUGUACCGUGGCACCCUGCGGGACGGCACCAUGGUUGCCGUGAAGGUGCUGCAGCUCCAGUCAGGGAACUCGACCAAGAGCUUCAGCCGCGAGUGCCAGGUCCUGAAGCGCAUCCGCCACCGGAACCUCAUGCGGAUCAUCACCGCAUGCAGCCUGGCGGACUUCAAGGCGCUGGUCCUACCAUUCAUGGCGAAGGGCAGCCUCGAGCGGUGCCUCUAUGCUGGGCCGCCGGCCGAGCUCAGCCUGGUGCAGCGCGUCAACAUCUGCAGCGACAUUGCCGAGGGGGUUGCCUACCUGCACCACCACUCGCCGGUCAAGGUUAUCCACUGCGACCUCAAGCCAAGCAACGUCCUCAUCAACGACGACAUGACCGCUCUGGUGUCCGACUUCGGCAUCUCCCGGCUGGUCAUGAGCGUUGGCGGGGUUGCCAACACGGCUGAUGUCGGCGCCUCCACCGCCAACAUGCUGUGCGGUUCCAUCGGGUACAUUCCUCCAGAGUAUGGCUACGGCUCGAACCCGACGACGAAGGGCGAUGUGUACAGCUUCGGCGUUCUGAUGAUGGAGAUGGUAACGAGGAAGAAGCCGACCGACGACAUGUUUGAGGGCGGGCUGAGCCUGCACAAGUGGGUGAAGAGCCACUACCAUGGCCGGGCCGACGCGGUGGUCGACCAGGCGCUGGCCAGGAUGGUUAUGGACCAGACGCCCGAGGUGAGGAGGAUGUCGGACGUGGCCAUAGGCGAGCUGCUGGAGCUCGGCAUUCUCUGCACCCAGGAGAGCGCGUCCACGCGCCCGUCUAUGUUGGACGCCGCCGACGAUCUGGACCGGCUCAAGCGGUACCUCGGCGGCGACACGGCCGCUACAUUCGAGUCCUCGUUGGGCUUCUCAUCCACGGUAGUCGAAGAUAUUAAUUGAUGACUAGCUAGCGGUAGCAAAGUAGUGCUAGCAAUUAACAGGGAUACGUUGUGUAUGCGUGGUUAUGAAUUUAUGCGGUUGUGAAGGGAGAAGAUGAUCACAAUGCAUGUAUAUCAUUCUUUCAAAGUGUCUGAUUUGAUGUACUA
Molecule: messenger RNA, 3487 nt
Organism: Aegilops tauschii subsp. strangulata
Lineage: Eukaryota; Viridiplantae; Streptophyta; Magnoliopsida; Poales; Poaceae
Biological process (GO): protein phosphorylation
Molecular function (GO): protein binding; protein kinase activity; ATP binding
Source: RefSeq, a predicted model, not a curated record